CGAAUCCCCCCUCUCUCUCUCUGCUUCCUCUGUACCCUUUCCUCUCUCGCACGGCACCGAAGCUCACCUGCGGCAAUCGGCACCGCUGGUCAGCAGUUGCAGCGCUCCCAUGGAGUCGCCGCCGCGGCGUCCGCCGGAGAGGAGGUACCCUCUGCGGGAAAACAGGUCUGCGUCGAGAGUCCCGCCUCGACUGCCCCCUACCCGGUCCUCCUCGUCUUCGUCUUCAGCAGCACCAAGUCCCCCUCCGACGAGCUUCGCUCGAGCCCUUGCGUUUGCGCCACCACCGUCCUCGCCACCGGCUUCGAACCGUCACCGCGCCUCCUCAUCGGCCGCAUUGGACGCGGCAACGGGCGAGGCUGUUGGCCCCAUCUCGUCCGAAGGUACCACCGUUUCUGUAUCAGAUAUCCCUCUGAUGGUAAAGACCAAACAUCACAAGAAAAAAGAGAUAACAUCCAGGAGGGCAGAGAAAAGGGGGUCAGUCGAGUUGCUGGGAUCGGAUCAAAUCACGCAGCUGUUGAAGAGCAUGGACACUUUAUCAGAAUUAAUACAAAAGGAGCUCAGUGAUGCCUUGAAUACACAUGGAGUAUCCGAUGGUGAGAAAAGGAAGAUCUUCACUGAUCUUGUGAACAAAUGGAACAGCAUUCUUAAGGAGGCAGUCUCUACUGAGAGGGGUCGUUGCAAAAUUUUGAUCAACAAAAUCCAAGAGCUAAUUGACAAGUACAUGCCACUCUGCCUUGUUCUUGGAGAACCAGAAAAAGUAUCAGAUAUUCAGUUGACUGCUAGCCUAAAACAGAUCGAAAGCCUUCUAAUAUCUGCUGUGCCUGAAUUGGAGGAGCUGAAAAGGCAAAGAUUCAUGAAACUUCAAGACUUACAAGGAAGAUUGAUAGAUCUGUGGGACGAUUUGGGAGUUACCAUCCAAAAACAGAGGCCUUACUCUUUUAUGAUCUGCAACUGCGCUGCAAAAGUAGAUGAAGUGGUUGAAGAGAACGCCUUAUCUGCUGAAUUACUAGAAAAGGUCGAGUGCGAGGUAGCGAGGCUGGAAUUGCUGUUGAAGAAAUCACUUACAGAGAAGGCUGGAGAUAUUUCUACAGAGGCUGAAAGUAUACGCAAUGAUGCAACAAAGCGUGAAGGGCUAGCUGAUGCACCUAAACUGAGAGAGGAAGUCUGCGCCUGGGAAGAAGAGCAGGGCAAAAGAUUUUUCCGUGAUGCUAAUCGCUUGAAAGGAAAACUGUGCACUGAAGCAGUGGGCCGCCCACAUUUGUCCGCAGGGACUUCCCAUGCGGCAGGUGCUGCUGCUGCCGCCGCUGAGGCGGACUCGUCGAGCUCACCUUCCGAUCACUCCAGCAAGGAUCCCGACUUUGAUCCAUCCGAUGACUCUGAGCAAGAAGUCCAGUCUCGCGCUUGAAUCUGCCCCCCCCCCCCCCCCCCCCCCCCCCGCAACCAUGUCUUGAUUGGAGUCAUGAUUACGACAUGUUCCUCUGUUGUGUUGAUGUACGAACUACAUGUAGAUAUAACAACAAAGCGCGGCGGUGACAAACCUGUUGGUGAGAAAACUAGAGGCUGUACGGACCAAAGGAUGGCCUUAAACAACACACUCGUUACGUUUUC
Triticum aestivum (bread wheat) is the source of this 1608-nucleotide messenger RNA. RefSeq names its product 65-kDa microtubule-associated protein 3. The transcript is spliced from 9 exons. The coding region runs from base 110 to 1405 and encodes 431 amino acids. Lineage: Eukaryota; Viridiplantae; Streptophyta; Magnoliopsida; Poales; Poaceae. Gene Ontology annotation, cellular component: spindle; cytoplasm. Gene Ontology annotation, biological process: microtubule cytoskeleton organization. Gene Ontology annotation, molecular function: microtubule binding. The record is from RefSeq and is a predicted model, not a curated record.